AGGAGAAAAAAUAAACACUGUUUAAUAAAAUGCUUGCUCCAGUUCAAAAACAAUUGUCAUUUGACAAAAUGUCGUCGAGCGGUUUAAAACAAAUGCGGUGUUUAAAUGCCGUUUAUCUACUGGUCGCAAUUUUCUCUCUAAGCCCUGCCACGACAUUGGCUCAAUUCACUGGAUGUGACCAUACAUUUAAUAUCAACCCAGGCUACUCGUACCUAGAGUCACCGUAUUAUCCCACAGAAUAUCCCGAAGGCACAUCAUGUCGUUAUAAAUUUGUUGCUCCUCUCGAUCAUGAGAUUGGUGUCAAAUGCAAUAUAAGUUUAGCUAUGGGCAACAAUGUAUGUACUACAGAAAAUUUCUAUUUUGCACAAGAUGGCGAUGAAUAUUUGCGUGGCUCAAAACAAUAUUGUGGCAAAGGUAAUUUUGUGGAUAAAUCCGUAUUUCGCUCUGUAGUGUUCGCCUAUAUAUCAACUGCUAAGAAGCGCCCAACGGGUACAUUUCGAUGUGAGAUGUAUGUGACGCCACAGAAAUGUGAUUGUGGUUGGUCUGUGAAUACGAAAAUAGUCAAUGGCCAGGAAACAGAUAUUAAUGAAUAUCCUGGCAUAGUGGCCCUUAAGACUCAUCCAGAUAAUCCGCCCUUCUGUGCAGGAACCAUAAUUGCUCACGAUUAUGUUUUAACGGCUGCUCAUUGCACGGAACAAGCACCAAAUCCAUCUAGUUAUGUGAUUCAGGCCGGUGAUCAUAAUUUGGCAAGUAAUUAUGAGACCAAAUAUGCAGCCACUUAUUAUGUUGCUCAGAUUAUACAACAUCCCUCUUAUAGCAGUAGACCAACCAUCAAUAAUGAUAUUGCAUUACUAAGAACCACGACACCAAUUGAGUGGACUCGGGGUGUGGGUCCAAUGUGUCUGCCGCCUCAAUUUACAAGUCCUGAUGAUUACACUUUCACUUAUGUAGAUAUUGUUGGAUGGGGUACCACUUCAUUUGCUGGCCCUAUUUCAGACUCCCUGCAGAAGGCAACCGUAUUGGUUACAGAUAAUGCUUCAUGCGCCAAAACAUAUAACGAUACCACAAUUUAUCCCAGUCAACUUUGUACCUAUGAUUAUUUGGGUACUAGCAAAGAUUCCUGUCAAUAUGAUUCUGGUGGUCCGGUCAUAAGACGUAGUUCCCGUCAAUAUCUUUUGGGUUGCAUAAGUUUUGGCAAAUUCUGUGGCCAAGGAGGAUAUGCAACAGGAGUAAACACACGCAUAUCAACAUAUUUAUCAUGGAUAUAUCAGAAUACCGGUUACACAACAUGUAAUGUAAAUGAGUCGGGAUAACCAUUUGAAAAAUUUUAUUAUUCGAAGGAAAAUAAACUUUAAAAUAAAUAUUCAAAAAACAAAAUAA
Molecule: messenger RNA, 1380 nt
Organism: Stomoxys calcitrans (stable fly)
Lineage: Eukaryota; Metazoa; Arthropoda; Insecta; Diptera; Muscidae
Product: venom serine protease
Exons: 6
Coding region: 30-1313 (427 amino acids)
Biological process (GO): proteolysis
Molecular function (GO): serine-type endopeptidase activity
Source: RefSeq, a predicted model, not a curated record